This is a messenger RNA of Odontomachus brunneus, 2024 nucleotides long. RefSeq lists its product as uncharacterized. The coding region runs from base 470 to 766 and encodes 98 amino acids. The transcript has 2 exons. NCBI's taxonomy places the organism in Eukaryota, Metazoa, Arthropoda, Insecta, Hymenoptera, Formicidae. The record is from RefSeq and is a predicted model, not a curated record.
CUCUUGCGAAAGGAGAAGCUCCGCGCAUAGUGUAAAACCCAUAGACGUAUAUAACUAGACUGCGCAUGCUAUGCUAGCCGUUGAAGCAAACAUUUAAAAAGAGAAAGCAAUAUCGGGAGGAUCUCUGUCUCACUCUAAAUCACCCGUAGAGGGGGAAGUGAACUCUUUUCCCCUCAAGACUUCAGUAGCAGCAGGAGCGAAGCAGACAACAUUCUGUAACUACUAUAAGAAAAGCGCUGUAAUUGAUAUAUUUAUUUAAUAAAAUAUAAAGAUGGUUAGAUAUUGUUGUAUGUGCAAAGUGACAUCAGGUCAAAUCAGCAAUGUAUCUUUUCAUAGGUUAGUAAAUUUAAUUUAUAUAUGUAUAUAUAUACGUAUAUAUACAAAUAGUUUGUAUGUAUAUUUGCACCAAUAACAUAACCCAAAAAUUUUUUACAGUUUACCAAAAAAUGAAGAAAAAAAACGGGAAUGGAUGGAUGUAAUAGGACAUCCAGUAAGCUUACACAGUUCUGUGUGCAGUAAACAUUUUAAUGAAUCCGAUUUUGUGUACAAAACUAUUGGAGCUUCUAUAAAAAGAUUUUUACAUGAUGCAGCUGUACCAUUUGCAGAAUUAUGUGAUGUUGACAAGGAAUCAUCUUCAAAAAUGAAUCCUGAUGAAAAUGCAGUGAACAUGGUCAAUGAUAUGCAAGAUACAGUUGGUCAAACACCGACAUUUACUCAAGUUUUAGACAAUACAUUAUCUUCCUUAGGAGUAUUUGAAAAUGUGUAAGAAAGACAAUAAAUCAAGUGCAACGGAAAUUGAAAGUAUACAUCACGUCACCUCUUUAAAAAGGUAUUUGAUAUCAAAGUAAUAUUUAUGUAUGUAUGUUAGUAGUAGUUUGCAAAUUUGUGUAUUGAUGGUUAUUUUUUACUGAUUUUUUAUAUUUAUUAUUUGUAUUCAUAUCAUUAGCUAUGUAAUAAUUAAGUUUAUAUAAAAAAUUGCAGGACAUCUAGUCAUACGAAUGAAAAUGUUAAAAGAUUGUGUAUAGCACGGUACAUAGGAGAUUUGAAAAGGGAAGAUUUUACAUCUGAUAGAAGUUUUGAAAUUUUCAGUGAUUUUCGUGAAGAAAUGCUGAAACAUAAAAAAAUAUGUAAGCAGUCUAUAAAUAGAUUAAAAAAAAAAAUCUCUAAUGUACAAGAUAUGUACAAUCACCUUAAAAAGAAUGGUCUCCUUUUUAAUGAAGCUUCUGAUGCUUUGAAUGUAAGUACGUUACUCAGUGAGGAUAAAUGAUGUGAAAAUGUAACAAUAGUCAACUAUGCAGUUUAUAAACAACAAAUUGAAUACAUGAAAUAGUACCUUGUUUGCUUCAAUUUCUUGUGUAUGAAGUUUAGCGUUAUUAUUAAAUUGAUGAAUGAAAAUAUAUUCAGCCCUAACAGCAAAUAUUUCUAAUAGUGAGACUUAAAUAUGUAUUACCUAUUUUAUUUUAUUUUUUGAUAGAAAUAUUUAACUUGUAAAAAGCACAGAGAUUGUAAUUAUUAUUUUAUUUUUACACUUAUUUUGAUACUUAUUUUUGUAAGUUAUUUUUAACCAGCGAAUCUAAUGUAAUCACAUAUUUUUCCAGAUUUAUAUAUAAUACAAAUAUUGUUUUCUCGUAAACAUAGGAAAUGUGUAAAUUAAAUUAAAUUAUAAUUAAGUAGCGUUUAUAAUUUUUUUGUCCAAAGAAUUUAAAGCAUUCACUACUUUCAAACACUUGAAAUGAAGCUCUUAACUUCUAAAUUACAUAAAUUUUUAUUUCAAAAGAAGGCAAGUUAAUAUGUAAGUAAUUUUAAAUAAUUUUUUUUAUGAAUUUUUUUUAACUAUUAUAAAAUUGUUUGUCCUAUAUAGAAUGAAAAAAUAAAAUUAAGUACCAACUAAGUAACUGCUCUGUGUAUGAUAAUACAUAACAACUUAUAAAAUUAAUAACAAUUUUUACAUCAAUAUAAUGUUUUUCAUAAUAAUUUCAUUUACGUUAAUAUUUUCUUCCAUUUCUCUUUUUCCUAGAUAUGUU